Messenger RNA from Anneissia japonica, 1575 nucleotides. RefSeq names its product melatonin receptor type 1B-B-like. The coding region runs from base 195 to 1307 and encodes 370 amino acids. NCBI's taxonomy places the organism in Eukaryota, Metazoa, Echinodermata, Crinoidea, Comatulida, Comatulidae. The record is from RefSeq and is a predicted model, not a curated record. Gene Ontology annotation, biological process: G protein-coupled receptor signaling pathway. Gene Ontology annotation, cellular component: membrane. The transcript has 2 exons. Gene Ontology annotation, molecular function: G protein-coupled receptor activity.
AACAAUAUUCGGUGGACCAUGAAACACAGAAUCGUCGAAAUUUAUUGAGACACGGUCGUUUAGUUAGUAUCACUUUGGAUUACCUUUGUCAAAUUACCUGCUGUAGGCCUACACCAAUUGUUUAAACGGGUCGUUUCUGACCCAGUAUUAAAACGUUCUAAAAAGUAUUUCAAGUUUUCUCAACAACAGGGAAAAUGGAUCUAGAGGAUAACGCAACUUCAUUUAUUUAUUAUGACGACAUGACGACGAUUGACCCACCGGUUACGUGGUCCAGAGGGGAGCGCAUCUUCUGGGUUAUCUUUCUUGGCAUCUGUGUUGUUAUUGGAACAUUCGGAAAUAGCCUCGUCAUUCUGUCCGUCAUCGUGUCUCGUCGGCUGCGUACAGGAACUAACGUGUUCGUUGUAAAUCUCGCCAUUACUGACUUAGCGACAGUUCUUAACUUGCCAUGGAACAUGAUAGCGUUUUUGAAUGAGGAGAACGGGUGGCCACUGGCACCAGGUGUUUGUAGCUUCGCUGCCGCCAUGGCUAUCAUCUGCAUCGUCAGUAGUCUGUAUACGCUAGCUAUGAUUGCUGUCACGCGUUUAGUUGUUAUUAAGCGUUCAGCACGGGACUACCGAAACAUUGGCUUACUCCGAACAUCGCGAUUGGUGGCUGUGCUGGUGCUCAUCUGGGGUAUUUCCAUUUUUACAGCGUUGAUUCCCCGAUUGUUCGGAGUGGGGGAACUUGGAUAUGACCCACGUUACAGCACCUGCACGUGGGACUCAACACAUCCAAAAUCCGCUACAUACAGCUUCAUUGUCUCCGCUAUACUCUACCCGAUUCCGUUCUGUAUCAUGAUAUACUGUUAUAUACGUGUUUUCUUACAUAUUCGUUUGCACGUAAAAACAAUGAAAUCUGAAUUAAUAUCAUCCGAAGGACUUAAUAAUUCUACAACGUCCAUCGAAAUGAGAGAGCCUUCAGUUAAAGGUAAAAGGCCUACUAUAAGGUCCACCCUCAAUAAGUCUGCAAGAAAGCGGUUAAGUAAAACCCAAGUAGAGGUUACGAAGAAUCUAUUUUACGUUGUGGUUCUAUAUGUUUUCUGUGCCACUCCAUACAAUGUGUGUCUUCUGUUGCCAGGUAACGGUGCGAUCAAAGCUACGCCGUACGCCGCAUUAGUAUUAUUAUUUAACAGUUGUUUAAAUCCACUUAUAUAUGCCACAAAACAUCCUUAUUUUAAAAAAGUAUUUAAGGCCAUAUUACGCUGUAGGUGGUCAGAUAUACCAGAUCGUGCUCAAUUUAUUAAUUCAUUAAGAUCAAUUCGCAGGUGAGAAAUAGCCCUUUUGGCCACUCACUAGUGGAUAGUGUCUGCGGUUCGUAUACAUCCUGCCCGUAGCUACAUGCUCAUAGUACCAAGGACGAAAGAUGAAGGGAUGGAGCGUUUCUGUCAAAGCCAGAGGUGACCAUCAGACACCUAAGUGGGACGGUAGGGUCCAGGUCAAGAGUUCUUGUGUAGAUAUGCAAAGAGAGAGAGAGUCGUUUAGUUAUAGAAACGGAGAUCGCUUGAAAAGAGUGUUCGAUUGAACCAUGGAACGCCCU